AUGAGCCCAGCUCAGACUGAUAUAAAGUCGCACCGAAUCUCUCAUAGAACUUCUUCAGCCACUUUUCUUCAUCUGAGAUUCGUUUACAACAUGGACGAACCUCACGAGCUAACGCAAUCAAUGCGUGGCAACUGUCACUGCACUGCGGUUGUGUACCUUGUCCACUUUUCAGAACCCAGCAUAGCAACACAGUGCGGUUGUAGCUUAUGCAUCAAAAAGGCAAACCUAUGGUUAUAUACCUGCCGAGAUGAUGUCACUUUCGUUAAAGGUGAUGAAGGCUCUCUUACGAGCUACACUUUCGGCGCGGAAGGUGCUACUUAUAAGUUCUGCGGGCUUUGCGCUACUUCUGUGAUGGAGAUUGGUCCUUCUGGUACACAGAUAGCCUUCAAUGCGCGAACGUUUCAAACCAUCGACAUUGAGAACCUGAAGCUAGAACAAUCGGAUUGUGCUGGGCACAGUUCUUCUCAAGACUGCUCCAUUUCGAGAGCGGCUGAACCCACUCCCCUACUGGGAAGCUUGAAACUCUAUACGGGAGGUUGCCACUGCGGAGCGUUGACACUUCGCCUGCGUAGCGAAACCCUCGAUAAGGACUAUAAAGGACUUGUACUAGAAUGCAAUUGCAGAGUUUGCGAGAUGAACGGAUAUAUUUGGGUAUAUCCCCAAGACGAAAGUGUUGACUUGAUAGGAGAGGAGAAGGAUAUUGGGCGAUACAAAUUCAGCCACCACAUACUUUGGAAGUCAUUUUGCAAAAUAUGUGGAGUGUUCCUCACAAACAAUCACAACAUACUGACGAAGGAGGAGCACGAUGCCUUGUCUGAAAAUGCAAAGUUUUGGCAUAACAAAUCCAAGGGGGGGACGCCAGUCAAUGUCCGAGUCCUUGAUGGCAUCGAGCUUGAACAUCUCCGACAGAUUUCUGUCAAGUUCGAUGGGAAGAACGUCCAUCAACCCCCAUAUUCUCAUCCUUGA
Molecule: messenger RNA, 966 nt
Organism: Colletotrichum scovillei
Lineage: Eukaryota; Fungi; Ascomycota; Sordariomycetes; Glomerellales; Glomerellaceae
Product: glutathione-dependent formaldehyde-activating gfa
Exons: 5
Coding region: 1-966 (321 amino acids)
Molecular function (GO): carbon-sulfur lyase activity
Source: RefSeq, a predicted model, not a curated record